UAACGAUUGAUCUAAGAGGGACAAAAGAACUGAAAGAAGAAGAAUGGCACGACUUUACCUGCCAGUAACGUUGUUGAUCUGUGCUCUUGUCUGUACUGAUGCUGUGGGUUUGAAUGACCUGCUGGACAGAGUGUCACAACUGUCGGACAAACUGCACUCGCUCAGCACCUCCCUCACCAACGAUCUGGACUCUCACUUUACACCAGUAGGAGGAAGGCUCAUGAAGCCGUCCAUGUGCCACACGUCCUCUCUCCAGAUCCCCAACGAUAAAGACCACGCUCUAAGAGUGCCGGAGAACGAGUUGUUGUCUCUGGUUCGGUCGCUGCUGCAGGCCUGGUCCGACCCUCUUGCUCUUCUCUCAUCCGAGGCCACCAACCUGCCUCACCCCGAACGCAACAACAUCAACAGCAAGACCAGAGAGCUGCAGGACCACAGCAACAGUCUGGGCGCGGGACUUGAGCGCCUCGUCCACAAGAUGGGCUCAUCCCCCGAAUCUCUCUUCUCUCUUCCGUUCAACAACAACGACCUGGGCCAGGACAACAUGUCUCGCCUGGUCAAUUUCCAUUUCCUCCUGUCCUGCUUCCGCAGAGACUCGCACAAGAUCGACAGUUUCCUCAAAGUUCUCCGGUGCAGAGCAUCCAAGAUGCUGCCCGAGAUGUGCUAGAGAAGACGCUGUUUCACGGUUCAGAAAUGUAGAUGUUUCUAUUUUCUUACUCAAAAAAGUAAAUCUGAAUGUUUAUUUUUAGAAAAGUCACACACACAGUGAAGCGCUGUCCUUUCAUACUUGAAUAAAUCUUGGAGAAGUUUUGGGGAAAAACUAUUUCUGACAGAAAGAGGCCAAAUCAUGGUUGGUUAAUGGUUAUGUUGGUAUUUAUUUAGCUAGUGUAGUUUGAUCACUAGUUUAAUGAGACGAAACCUUAGAUCAAGUUUCAUUUGGCUAUGGGCUGUGUUUAAAUCGUUUAUUUACUACCUGAGGUAUUUGCACUUUGGUCACCUUCAGUGUAUUUGUGGAAGUAUUGAUGUAGGAAUCUUAUCUAGUUUUUCUUUUCAUGAAUAUCUUAUGAAGAAGCUGUCACACAAAAAUGCAAUAAAUUUUCAUUAUGCAUAC
Messenger RNA from Trichomycterus rosablanca, 1108 nucleotides. RefSeq names its product prolactin (gene prl). Gene Ontology annotation, cellular component: extracellular region. The record is from RefSeq and is a predicted model, not a curated record. The transcript is spliced from 5 exons. Lineage: Eukaryota; Metazoa; Chordata; Actinopteri; Siluriformes; Trichomycteridae. Gene Ontology annotation, molecular function: hormone activity. Gene Ontology annotation, biological process: response to nutrient levels; positive regulation of receptor signaling pathway via JAK-STAT; positive regulation of cell population proliferation. The coding region runs from base 44 to 664 and encodes 206 amino acids.